Aspergillus uvarum CBS 121591 is the source of this 1329-nucleotide messenger RNA. Its product is annotated as class I SAM-dependent DNA methyltransferase. The transcript has a single exon. Bases 326 to 985 code for a protein of 219 amino acids. Lineage: Eukaryota; Fungi; Ascomycota; Eurotiomycetes; Eurotiales; Aspergillaceae. The record is from RefSeq and is a predicted model, not a curated record. Gene Ontology annotation, molecular function: S-adenosylmethionine-dependent methyltransferase activity.
AAUGCUCUCAUUCCCCGCACUAAACCCCUCUAGACAGUGCCAUUGUUCACUGCAUUUCCCAUUCUAAAGGUAUAUGCACAGCAUCUCAUGGGCUUGUUCCUGGUUGCCAUUGGGUAUAUCACACCUUGACUGCGCUUAUUAGAUUGUUCCCCUCCUUCUCUCGCAUGUCGCGCGUUGGCAGAUUAAUGCAAGGUGCCUUAUGUGAGGGGCACCAUAUUUAAGUGUUGAGGAACCUGGGUCUAUCAUGAAAUAAAUUCCUAUCCUCCCUCACAGACUCUUCAAUAUCUAUCUCGGAAGGAAGUUAACGCACACACAGUUAUUUACGAUGGCAACCCAGGUCCAGGUUGAAAACGCCCUGCUCGUCAAGGCCCGCGCCAGCGGCAGCAAGGAAGACUGCAUGGCGCUCUACGACACCUGGGCGACAUCCUACAACCAAGACCUCACCGAUGCCUCCCAGAGCUACGUCGCCCCGUUUACUGUCGCCCAAACCGCACUCCAAGUCAUCAAGUCGCCGAACGCGCGGAUCCUCGACGCCGGGUGCGGUACCGGCCUCGUCGGCGAGGGUCUCAUCGGAGGUGUCAGCAAUGCAGCAACACUAAUCAUCGACGGUCUGGACCUAUCCCCGGCGAUGCUGAAGGUCGCCACCAAUACCGGGGUGUAUCGCACACUCACAAAAGCCGACCUGACCAAACGAAUCGACCUACCCGCCGAGACCUACGACAUCGUGACCUGCGCCGGCACCUUCACCCACGGCCAUGUGGGGCCGAACCCUGCGCUCCGCGAAUUCAUCCGGAUCCUAAGGGCAGGCGGGUUGAUCGUGGCAACUAUCCUGGACGAGGUGUGGGUGUCCAUGGGGUUUGAUACGGAGAUCGAGAGGCUGGCCGCCGAGAGCCUGGUACGAGUAGUCAGCAUCGAGCUCACCGACUAUCGGAAGGGGUGGGACAAGGCGCGAUUGGUGGUGUUGGAAAAGACUGCGACUGCUUGAUUCGUUGCCAAUGCGCCAAACCUGUUCACAGGAAUUGCUUGGACCUCGCCCAACGCGACAUGGAACCGACCGACAACUUGGCCCCAGUGCGACAACCCCAAGGCGAUCUGUUUCCGAGUUCAACGCCCAAACGCAGCAGGACUGGCGACCCUAACGCAGGUUCAACUUUGCCCAGUGCGCCUGAAUCUAGUCUUCUUAGGCCUCACAUACACGUUAUAAACUUCUUCUCAUAUUUGGCCUUGCAUAGUACUCAUAACCUGGGGCGGUGUAGUGAGAAUACAUGGCAAUCAAAGGGGCAGAUCCUCUUCAUUCUAGGUUAACUACUACUGUAUUGACCAGGCAGC